UUGUGACGUGAGGAGGAUCUGGCAACCCUGUGAACAGCCUGCGCGCUCGUUGAGCUCGGAGACGUGAACAGCGCUCGCGCUGAGUUGGAGUUUGGAGCUCAGUAACGUCACAUGCGGAUCCACGUUUAUAAAGUGGGAUGGUGAGAGGGGGGAGUGUGUGAGGAGAUGGGCUGCGCCUCGGCUAAGCAGGUAUCGGCUGUGCCGAGUGACGACGAGGGCCGGGGAAAGGCCUACAGCAACGGAGACGUCUACUCUGAUGAGUACAGGAUGAAAGGGGUUGAGGAGGUGAAGUACAUGCGUGUAGAGGAAGACCGUGUAAAUGCACGUAACCAGGAGAAUCUGGAAAAAAGUUCAGCACAAAACAAAACAAAGUUGCACAAAGAGGUGCCAGGAGCCAACGCCAACAGGCCCAAUAUUCAUACGUCAGAGAGUCAGCAGGAGUUCUUCAGAAUGCUGGAUGAGAAGAUUGAGAAGGGACGAGACUACUGUUGGGAUGAAGAACGAGCGAGAGAGAAUGAGAGAAAAAUAGAGAGAACAUUCCCUUCUAUGGAGUGAAUUUAAAUCAGUGUUUUGUCUAUAACUGUUCAGAUUGGAGGAGUGUGGCGUGUGUGUGUGUGUGUGUGUGUAUGUGUGUGUGUGUGUGCGUACGCGUGUAAAAGCGAGUGUGAGUCUGCGAAAGGGAAUUUCCCUUGAGAACUAUAACUCCGCCCCCACUCACUAUCCUCCUACUUCCAUCUACGGUGGAAUAAUGAAAUGGACGUUUUGAUCGACAUCAGUUUGAGCGACCAAUCUACUGAGGAUUUAGCCCCGCCCCUCUGCACCUCAAGCUUCAACCUGAUUGGUUGGUUAUGGAUGCACAACUUCCUCCUCGACUGUGAGAGACAAUGAAAUGAAAAGAGAAACAGGAUGUUUUUGUGUCCUCGGGGAGAAAGCAUGGGAUGAAUGGACACAACACAGAAGUGUGUGUGUGUGUGUGUGUGUGUGUGUGUGUGUGUGUGUGUGUGUGUGUGUGUUUGAUAUGUAAAGUAAAACAGAAGAGAUAUUUUAUUAAGAGAGAUAUGAGAGAUGGGAAAAUGCGAACUCCUGCAUUUUGAAGGACAUUUUUUUAUCUGUGCAGUUUUUAUUUCUAUUAUUAUUUCUUUGUUGUUUAUUUUAUUUGUUUUAUUUUUUUGGCUCAUAUUAUAGAACAGUGCCCUCUUCAGAUUAAAGAUGUAACGGGCGGGAACUCAUUGACCUCGUAUACACCCUACACACACACACACACACAUCAAAACAUAUUACAUAUCAAAUCACUUUAUUCUCACUGAGCGCACACACACACACACACACACACACACACACACACACUGACUGUAGUAUUUCUUGCCUAUACUCCUUUCAAACACACACACCUACACACACAUACACACACAUACACACACACUGACUGUAGUAUAUCUUGCUUAUACUCCUUUCAAACACGUACACACACACACUGACUGUAGUAUUUCUUACUUUUAAACCUUUCAAACACACACGUACACACACACACACACACACACUGACUGUAUUAUUUCUUGCUUAUAAUCCUUUCUAACACGCACACUCACAGGCUACCUGCUAAUAAUUCUGACUUUAACUACACUUGCAGUUCUGACGUAACUCCGCCCUCCCCUCGAGUUCUCAAACCUGAUUGGUCAGACACAGUGUCUAUGACUUUUCUCCAACAGCAUCUACACGUUCGUAUAAACGGCCUCAUUUUAAUAAGCUAUCGUUUCUAUAGCAACAGCCGAAACACUCUCGAGGGACUCUCGAAUAAACCAGACGAUCCGUAUAACCUACGGCUGAUAACAGUCCGAUUAAAAACCUCAAUCGAAACAUCUCGACGUGUAUAGAUAAAACUCCAAAAGUAAUGGCACCCACCUCACCCAAGUAUUUAAAUAGAUCAUCUCUCUCCAAGGGUUCUCUUGGCCAACUACAGAACCUCCUUAUCCAUAAGUUCCUGUGGGUUUCACACUGUACUUUCCUAAACCCUGGAUUAAACUACUACUUAUUUACAUAUUUCCGUCUCAGAAUCCCUGAUUAGAUAAAUCCAGCGCGCGACCGUUUUAAAUCACGGCUCGUCUCGAACCUAAACGAAAGCAAAAACGAAGAAGAGCAAAUUAAAUUAAAUGACUUUUAAGAUUAGAGCCUUGUGUUUACUUGUACAGUAGCAUCAUUGUUUACACGACCAGUUAGUUCGUCCUGAACAAACUGUACUCCUGUCUCCUGUCUGCUUUGGUUGGCGUGUUUUCUGUCGCCGUCGGACGCCAUUUUUAACGUCGUAGCUACUGUUUACACGUCAUUCUGUGACUGAACAGAGCACAUAAUGUGAGGUUUCUGAUUGGAUGUUUCUGUCGCUAUGCAAGACGACAACAGACACGAUUAACCCUCGUGAUUAGAACUGAAACGAUCGCAGUACGAGAGACCCAGGAACAAGCCCCGCCCCCCUUUCUGUGCUCUCAACCAAUCAAAGAAGAGAAAAAAACUAAACAUUGUUGAAUCUGAAAUCAUUUUCUCAACCUUCACAGUAUGCUUUUUAUUUAUUUAUUCAUUUAUAAACUGCUGGUGUUUUCCAGGUUGGGCACAUUUCCACCUCCUCAGCUGUUUUUAAUCAUGUGGAUCUGGGAAAUGCUGGAUGUUUUUAUUCCCCAGUGUCGAGUGUAGAUAUAAACAGAAUUUACAUUCAGUGUACAGGUUUGAGUUGCUUUGAGAGAAUGUUUAAUUUACGGAAAAAUGUCAAUCUGGCAACCGAUCUGCCCUGUAUUGUGUAUGGUGUUUUAUAGUAGCCUGACACACACAUACACACACACACACACACACACACAGGGUGGUGUGUAUGAACUGGGGCAGUGUGAGAGGUGAUGAGGUGACAGUGUGACUCCGUCCUGCUCCGUUCUUCUGUUCCCUUUAUCUCUAAAUCUGCUCCAUUUUUGGGAAUGAUGUUAUUUUCCAAUAUUUUUUUUAAUAAAUAUGAAAAAUGAAGAA
Molecule: messenger RNA, 3006 nt
Organism: Tachysurus vachellii
Lineage: Eukaryota; Metazoa; Chordata; Actinopteri; Siluriformes; Bagridae
Exons: 6
Coding region: 166-555 (129 amino acids)
Source: RefSeq, a predicted model, not a curated record